GCUGGGGGCUGGACCAAGCUUGAGGGCGGAGCCGACGGCUCGGGUCGGCCGCUGUGCUCUCCAGAGCUCCCCGGCUGCUGCGAUUCCGUCCGAGACCCGGGCCACCCAAGGGCCGGUGGACGCUCGCUGGCCCUGGGCUCUGUAAAGCCCCGAAGGUAAAUCCGCCUAGGAGCCGGGCGGCUCGAGCGAGAGGGGGCCAACGACCGGGCUGGGCAGCUGGAUGGCGGCGGAGGGGAGCGUCGCGCGGCGGCAAGUUUCUCCAAAAAGCUGAACUCGUCGCAAAGUUUCCUGUGCAUCAGCUUGCACCCUGCGUACUGGUGGCGGGCUUUUUCCGUGCGGGUGGUCUUUGGGCGCUGGAGGGACGCGGAGGUAAUUGGAUUUUUCCGCCUCGUCACAGCCCAGAUUUCUCUCACGGACCGCGCGUUGCGGAGGGCGCAGAUUUUUGCCCUAGCAGAGGGGGGUAGUCGACACGCAGUUGGGUCGCGCACAGCAGUCCGGUGACCGCCAGGCUUGGAGCGCGUCUGCAAGGCGUGCCUGCUUGUCCCGAGGCAAAGUUCCAUGAUUUCUUUCCUCUUUAGGCAACUGGGUGCUGUUCCUUCCCGGGCUGACCUCGGAGUCUCCGCUAUGGACAGCGAGAGUGAAGUGGAUUUUUCUAGCAACAGCUUAACCCCUUUGUGGCGGAGGCGGUCAACUCCUCAGCCUCAGUUGCUGGGCCGGAGCAAGCCGAGGCCCCAAUCCUACCAGAGCCCCAGCGGGUUGCUGAUCACGGAUUUCCCCGUGGAGGACCGAGGGACGCCCCCCGCCAUGCAGGCUCCCACCCAGGGACCCACCGCUUCGGAGGGCAGGACGGUCCAGGGGAACCCACAGCUUCUGUGUGCCCAUAGGAGGGUGGUGACCAAUGGGAGGACGAUCUCCCCGGAAUAUAGAUCUGUCUCUCCUCGGCUGCGACGGCCCAACUCUCCCCAGGCUCCCAAAGCAGUGUCAGGGGUCUCCUCGAAAUCCCCAGCGAAUGGCACUGUGACCUCGCCCCUACCGCAGCCUGUGUGCCCCCAGCGGACUACCAAGUCGCCCCCCUGCUGCAGCUGGGAGGUAGACCUGACCGCAUCGACUACGAGCCCCCUGCCUUCAACCGCUGCAAAUGGGCUUUUCCCUGAAAUCGACUCCCCAGGCUCUGGUUCGCGAUCUGGCCAGGCAACUAAGGACCCUGAGCCAGAACCCACGAAACUCUCUCCUGCGCCCCAGAAAAGUUCUUCGGAACACAAACUCCCCCUCCAAAGGCUGCCCUCCCAGGAGAACGAGCUUCCAGAGAAUCCUUCAGUGGUUUUGAGCACCAACAGCCCCGCCGCCCUCAAAGUGGGGAAACAGCAAAUCAUUCCGAAGAGCCUGGCCUCGGAAAUUAAACUAAGUAAGUCCAACAGUCAGAAUGUGGAGCCCCACAGGAGACUCUUCAAGGUGCGCAGCAUGGUGGAGGGCCUCGGAGCGUCUCUGGGCCCCUCAGAGGAUGAGGGCGACGCGGAGAACGACGUGGACAGCCCAGGGUCUCUGCGGCGAGGCUUGCGAUCCACAUCCUAUCGCAGGGCGGUGGUCAGUGGCUUUGAUUUUGACAGUCCUACCACUUCAAAGAAGAAGAACAGAAUGUCCCAGCCUGUUCUGAAAGCGGUGAUGGAAGACAAGGAGAAGUUCUCCAGUCUGGGAAGGAUAAAGAAAAAAAUGCUGAAAGGACAAGGAACAUUUGAUGGGGAAGAAAAUGCUGUCCUGUAUCAGAACUACAAAGAAAAGGCUCUUGACAUUGACUCUGAUGAAGAGUCGGAGCCCAAAGAACAGAAGUCAGAUGAAAAAAUUGUGAUUCACCACAAGCCACUGAGGUCCACGUGGAGCCAGCUGUCUGCGGUGAAAAGAAAUGGAUUAUCACAGACAGUUAGUCAAGAGGAAAGAAAGAGGCAGGAGGCUAUCUUUGAAGUCAUAUCCUCUGAACAUUCCUAUUUACUCAGCUUGGAGAUUUUGAUACGAAUGUUUAAAAAUUCUAAAGAACUGAGUGAAACAAUGACCAAAACAGAGAGUCACCAUCUUUUCUCCAACAUUACAGAUGUCUGUGAGGCAAGCAAAAAAUUCUUUACAGAGUUGGAAGCAAGACAUCAGAGUAAUAUCUUCAUAGAUGACAUAAGUGACAUUGUGGAAAAGCACACAGCCUCCACAUUUGACCCAUAUGUGAAGUACUGCACAAACGAAGUCUACCAGCAACGCACACUACAGAAAUUGUUAGCCACUAACCCAUCUUUUAAGGAAGUACUGUCACGAAUUGAGUCCCACGAAGACUGCAGGAACUUACCCAUGAUCUCCUUCCUCAUUCUCCCCAUGCAGAGGGUGACUCGCCUGCCCCUGCUCAUGGACACUAUCUGUCAGAAAACACCGAAGGACUCUCCGAAGUAUGAGGUCUGCAAAAGAGCCCUAAAGGAAGUGAGCAAGCUGGUUCGACUGUGCAAUGAAGGAGCUCGGAAGAUGGAAAGGACUGAAAUGAUGUACACAAUUAACUCCCAGCUCGAAUUUAAAAUUAAGCCUUUUCCUUUAGUCUCCUCUUCCCGGUGGUUGGUCAAAAGAGGUGAGUUGACAGCCUACGUAGAAGACACCGUGCUUUUCUCAAGAAGGACAUCUAAACAGCAAGUCUACUUCUUUCUCUUUAAUGACGUGCUCAUUAUCACCAAGAAGAAAAGUGAAGAAAGUUACAACGUCAAUGAUUAUUCCUUAAGAGAUCAGCUACUGGUGGAAUCUUGUGACAACGAAGAGCUGAAUUCCUCUCCAGGGAAGAACAGUUCCACAAUGCUUUAUUCAAGACAGAGCUCGGCCAACCACCUCUUCACUCUGACCAUCCUUAGUAACCAUGCGAGUGAGAAAGUGGAGAUGCUGCUCGGGGCUGAGACGCAGAGUGAGCGAGCCCGCUGGAUAACCGCCCUGGGACACAGCAGCGGGAAGCAGCCUCUGGACCGAACCUCACUGACCCAGGUGGAAAUCAUUAGAUCGUUCACUGCCAAACAGCCAGAUGAACUCUCCCUGCAGGUGGCAGAUGUGGCUCUCAUCUAUCAGCGGGUCAGCGAUGGCUGGUAUGAGGGGGAACGGCUGCGAGAUGGAGAGAGGGGCUGGUUUCCUAUGGAAUGUGCCAAGGAGAUAACCUGUCAGGCUACAAUUGACAAGAACGUGGAGAGAAUGGGACGCUUGCUAGGACUGGAAACCAACGUGUAGCCUCCCCGACGGCCUUCCACGAGCGCGCGAGAUUUGCACUACAUCCCGGCCGGCUGGUUGGUUCUGGGCCGGCUUGGUUGUUCAUUUUAACGCAGCCCGUUUCAUUAGAAGAAUGGAAACACUUGCCUUUACGCUUGCCAGGUGGUUCUGCUCUCUCCGGAGAACAGCUACCAGAUACAGUGAGUUCGCAAGUCUCAGUGGGAGCAUACUGUCCACGUGCAGCCUUCCUGAGGCCCGCAGAUAGAGGGGAGUCUGCUGCGGGGGCCAGGAGGCUGAAGCUCCGGCCGGGCUCACCCUUUUCUGGCCUGGAAAAUGGAUAUUGGAGUCUGUGCCCUGGUUUUCUUUUUCCUCUUUCGCCGAGAAUGUUACUGUCCCUCCUUUUAACUUCUCCUUUGUAUGGUUCUCCCGGUCUUAGCAAGAGUCUGUGUGUUUAAGGAAUGCCCAGUUUUGUAAAUGUUUUUUCUGCCUCUUUUAUUUUAGAUCUGAUUCUAAUGCUAAGAGCAUUUCACAAGGAACUUGUAGAGCUCAAAAGGUGAGCUGUUGAGUUUUUCUAAACCUCUUCCCGGGGAAAGGGAAACUGACACUUGAAUUUUUGCCACCUCUUUCCUCAUUAGGAGAGAAGCUUACUUUAGAGAUUUUCUUUUUAAAUCCAUCUUACCCAGUAUUGGUCUCCAAUAAGUAGAGCCUAAUGAAACCCUACUCAGGCUACUCAAAUAAGAUAGAAUUUAGAUGGUUCACAUGAGUGAAAAAACCCUGAAUAUAGGAGAGGGUCCUACUUUUUUUUUUUUUUGAAUGUUCCCAAAUGAGCUGAUAAACUGACAUGAGGCUGCUUUGCCUUUAAUAAUUUUGCCUUUUAUAAUUUCUUUAAUAAAGGUUUUGACUGUUGCUACUCCUGUUUCUAAACAGGAAAUUGGCCAAAACACAAUCUUAAGGUAAAAUUAGAACCCUACCAAGGAAUCAAGAUGCCAACACGGCAUCUAACUGAAACAUUAUAUUUUGGUCUUAACGGGAAUCCAUUUUAUAUGCACUAAAGGUCUUGCUUGCUGCAGUUGGAGGAUCUCUCCUCCAUGGAUGUCUGCAGAACUUUAUUUCUUCCCUCUCCCGCUGGUGCAAGGAGAGAGGAUUUUAAUAGUUCGUUUCAUAGAGAGGGAAUGAGGGUUUGGAAGAUGGAGGAGGCAAGGUGGUUUUUACUGGCAGGUAGGUUCCUCUCCAUUCCAUUUUCUUCUACAGAGUGAUAAACCCUGGCAAAGGGUGCAUUAUUCAAGAACUCAGAUCUGUGACACAUUCCACCCACCGCCCGCCAACCAGGUACCCAAAUCAUUAGCAAAGCGGGCAAAGCAGAAGCUCAGGGUAGGAGCUGUGUGUUUGCCUCACACACCCCGUCUUGCCAGCUCAGCUGUGAGCCCGUCCAGUGCACCCGGGGCCUUCUCGUCCCUGGAUCGCUCUCCUUGACUUACGCAGACAUUUCUGGGUGUCAGAGACAGGCAAUCCCCUGAGGGCCUUGAGGUUUGGGCCAGUCACUGAAGUAAGAGCAGUGGACACAGCACAUUUCUCCAGGUUGGUAUAACAAGGAGUCGAUCUCUUGUUUUGUGUCACAGACCUUUUAGAGGAGAGGUUAAGAAAUUGUACUCUAAUCUCAUGUGAUGUUUGCAUUUAAGAAGGUAAAUGUUUUGCUUGCAAAGGGAUCAUUUUGUUAUUUUUGCUAAUAUCCAUUUGAAGCUAAAAAGCAACCGUAUGAAUCCUGUGAAUUAAUUUAUAAGUAGAGAUGUUAAACAGUCUUGGAAAUACAGGUGUUUUAUAAAUCAAAGCCUCAUCCAGCAAGCAGGUGAGUACUGUUACUGGGUUGUGUUGUUAUACAGCGGGUGUGUAACAUACCCAGUUUCAUUUCCACCAUGAAUUGUCAUUUUCAUAGGACAGUACUGUUUUCCAACCUAGUUCAGUUUCUACGAAUAACUUCUCAGAACUGUACAAUGUAUUCAUUUAGUGACCUGGGGAGAACAAAAACACUCAUUUUUGUCCCAACGAAUCGAUACUGCUUGUAUACUUUUGGUGCAGUGAAUUUAUAAAGAUUUUGUAUAUACUUGU
Molecule: messenger RNA, 5322 nt
Organism: Mustela erminea (ermine)
Lineage: Eukaryota; Metazoa; Chordata; Mammalia; Carnivora; Mustelidae
Gene: ARHGEF26
Product: Rho guanine nucleotide exchange factor 26
Exons: 14
Coding region: 559-3237 (892 amino acids)
Biological process (GO): activation of GTPase activity
Molecular function (GO): protein binding; guanyl-nucleotide exchange factor activity
Source: RefSeq, a predicted model, not a curated record